AUGGAAGGGUUAAAAGAAAACAGCUGGGUUCUGAAAUCUCCCUUCAGCAUCACCAACCUCCUCCAAGACGUGGUCUCAAGCAAUGUCCCCCCGGGAGCUCUGUCAUCACCACUCGGGGAAGAGGAGACCCUGGCGGCCAGAGCAGCCUCCGUGGAAGAGCACCAGAGUUUGAGCAAAGAGGAUCUUCUUCCAGGGGAAAGGCGAGGGAAACACGAGAAGCCGCCUUUCAGCUACAACGCCUUGAUCAUGAUGGCCAUCCGUCAGAGCCCUGAGAAGCGGCUCACGCUCAAUGGCAUCUACGAGUUUAUCAUGGGGAACUUCCCUUACUACAAAGAAAACAAGCAAGGGUGGCAAAACUCCAUCCGACACAACCUCAGCCUCAACAAAUGCUUCGUCAAAGUGCCCCGGCACUACGAUGACCCCGGCAAAGGCAACUACUGGAUGUUGGACCCGUCCAGCGAGGAGGACGUCUUCAUUGGAGGUGCCACCGGGAAGCUGAGGAGAAGGUCCCCUGGAUCCCGAGCCAAGCUGGCCAUCAGGAGAGGAGCUCGGCUGGCGUCAUCCGGCAUGACACUUACUGGGUCCUUCUACUGGCCCCUUCCUCCUCUCUAUGGGACCCCCUCAACUUUCUUGGGUCACCAUCACCCCAGCUCCUUCUCUUCAAUGUUCCCAUACCAAGCCAUGACUCCUCCAGGGUUGCAGAGACAGACUGAUGGAGUAGAGCGUUCUUAUGGGAACCACCAACAUGUUGCCGCAACCAUGUUGGCUUCGGCCAUACCCUGCAGCCUCUCUGGACCGGACCAUCUGGACUCCUGUUCUCUUAAUUUUGUAGCAGGCCAGGCAAGUUACUUCUUGUCUCAGAGGCACCAUCACACUUUGCCGCUCAACUUGCAAGCUGGACUCCCGUCAAAAUGCACUGGAAAUCUCCUCCACAGAAGCCCUCUGACUUUCCCUGGACACCUUCCCCCAGAAUUCCCAAGCUAUUUCACUGUCCAGAACCAGGGAGCUCCAUUUCAUCCAAGUCAGCCUUGA
Messenger RNA from Sceloporus undulatus (fence lizard), 1032 nucleotides. RefSeq names its product forkhead box protein G1-like. The record is from RefSeq and is a predicted model, not a curated record. The coding region runs from base 1 to 1032 and encodes 343 amino acids. Gene Ontology annotation, cellular component: nucleus. Lineage: Eukaryota; Metazoa; Chordata; Lepidosauria; Squamata; Phrynosomatidae. The transcript has a single exon. Gene Ontology annotation, biological process: regulation of transcription by RNA polymerase II. Gene Ontology annotation, molecular function: DNA-binding transcription factor activity; sequence-specific double-stranded DNA binding.